Messenger RNA from Diospyros lotus (date-plum), 2876 nucleotides. Its product is annotated as serine/threonine-protein kinase ATG1c-like. The coding region runs from base 408 to 2558 and encodes 716 amino acids. Gene Ontology annotation, cellular component: cytoplasm. The record is from RefSeq and is a predicted model, not a curated record. The transcript has 14 exons. Gene Ontology annotation, molecular function: ATP binding; protein serine/threonine kinase activity. Gene Ontology annotation, biological process: autophagy; peptidyl-serine phosphorylation. NCBI's taxonomy places the organism in Eukaryota, Viridiplantae, Streptophyta, Magnoliopsida, Ericales, Ebenaceae.
UCGACGCCACAACCACAACACAGCCCGGCGGCGCACCCCGCGCACGUUAGCCUCACCAACUCCGUACACUUAAACCGGUUGGGCUUUGAUUUAAUCCCCGUUCCUUUUAAGCAGCAUAGUAAUCAAUCCGAUAUUGGCAUCGUCAUCGCCAUCAGCAUUCAUCGUAAUUAUUAAUGAAAAUUAAACCUUGUUUUUUCAAAUCCCGUCUAUGUGUACUUCACCGAUCUUAUAUCUCAUCACCUCCCACGUUCAAGCCCCGAAAACCGAAAACCAAAACCCAAGCAAUAAAACCCAAAGGGAAUUCCCCGAAAUUAUCUUUUGCCCCGUUUGAUUUAGUUCCGUGGAUCGGUGUUGAAGCUGGAGUUGGAGCUUGGAGAUUGUUUCUAGGGUUUUGAUUAGUUUGGGGAAUGGCUCAAUCGUCGAGCAGAGGAGCGAGGUGCGUGGGGGACUACGUGGUGGGGCGGCAAAUCGGGUCGGGUUCGUUCUCGGUGGUGUGGCACGCCAGGCACAAGGUCCAUGGAGCGGAGGUGGCGAUCAAGGAGAUCGUUAUGGGGCGGUUGAACAAGAAAUUACAGGAAUCUCUCUUGUCUGAGAUUGAUAUCUUGAAGCAGAUUAACCAUCCUAAUAUCAUUCGGUUGCACGAUAUAAUCCAGGAAACUGGAAGAAUACAUCUUGUGUUGGAAUAUUGUAGAGGCGGCGAUCUUUCUAUGUAUAUGCAACAACGCCAAGGAAGAGUUCCAGAAGGCACAGCAAAGUACUUUAUGCGGCAGCUAGUGGCUGGUUUACAAGUUCUCCAUCACAAUAAUUAUAUACAUCGAGAUCUCAAGCCCCAGAAUCUCCUCCUCUCAACAAAUAGUGACAAUGCAGUCCUGAAGAUUGCAGACUUUGGAUUUGCAAGAUCUCUUCAACCCAGAGGCCUUGCAGAAACCUUGUGUGGUUCACCUCUUUACAUGGCUCCCGAAAUUAUGCGGCUUCAGAAGUAUGAUGCAAAGGCAGACCUCUGGAGUGUUGGUGCCAUUCUGUUUCAGCUUGUGACUGGGAAAACUCCAUUUACAGGAGGCAAUCAGAUACAGUUGCUCCAGAACAUUGAGAAAUCAACUGAUUUGCAAUUCCCUGGAGAUAAAAAUGAUUUGAGUUCUGACUGCAUAGAUUUGUGUCGGAAAUUGCUACGCCGUAAUCCAGUGGAGCGGUUGCAUUUUGUAGACUUCUUCAACCACCCUUUUCUGUCUCUGGGGCAACCCAAUGAAAUGUUGAGGGGUGGAAGGUCACCAAGCAUAGUUGAUGAUUUUCCCUUCUUUGAAUGCAAUCCUGUGGGGAAAGAAGAAGAAAGUUCCCGGGAAGAUUGUUUGCCUUUUUGUCUUGACGAUGAUUCUAGUGGACCUGAUGGGAGUCCAUCCCUUGGUGGAACAAAACCAAUGAAGUCCACAUAUGGAUUUUCUCUUGAUAGAAAUGUUGAUAGAAAGGAAGUAUCAAACACAAACAUCGAUCUUACUUCCAAGUAUAGUAAUGUUACCCAAAAACUAGAAAAACCUGGGUUGUUGGGCAACCCCAUACCUUCAGCUGGAAAUCUGAAAGAAUCUUUUAGAUCCACAGACCAGAGACCACCAAACACAUCCUCAAAAGUUGUGGAUUCAUUGGAGUUGAUUGAUCAGGAUUAUGUUUUUGUCUCUGGACCUCCUGUGGACGUGUCAUCUUCUUCAGCAAGUGCUUCCAAGCUGAGCCCUUUACCUUGCAAAUUAGAGUCUCCCCAACAAGAAUCUGCUAAUAUCAACUCCAUGUCAACUGCCCCAAUGCCAAUCAUUGGUGCAACAGGCCGCAGAGUGGGUUACAUUGGCAGUUUGGACAGUCACAGUUCUGCUCCUUCUGGGACUUCACAAGGAUCCAUGGAUAUGAGAGACACAUUAGAGCAGCCCUCAACUAAUUGCAUGACCAGGAUUAAAUCAUUACAGCGCUGUGCAUCGGCCAUCAAGGAAUUAGUAAAUGAAAAGAUUGAGGCAGGUAGGCAACUAGAAGCAUUCUCAAUUCAGCUUGUUAUUCUUGCAAUAUGGAAGCAAGCUCUUCACAUUUGCCAUACACAAGCUGUAUCAGCAGUUGAAGGAUUCAGAUUGAGGGAGAGCACUAACCUGGAGCAUGGGAGUCCUGAUAUUGCCAGCAUUCGAGGAACGCGGGAUAUUUGCUCCCAGAUUGAAAGGGAUUUUCUUCUUGAAAUUGGGAAUGCCGAAGAACUUGCCAAGGUUAUUGAGCCUGGAAAUGUUGAGAUGCCAGAUGCUAUAGAGAUGGUAUAUAAAUCAGCCCUUGACUUUGGCAAACGUGGCGGUCUUGAUGAGUACAUGGGCGGGACAGAAAGUGCAGCCGUCUUUUACUCAAAAGCAGUGCGGUUGUUAGACUUUCUGCUCGUAGAGGCAUCAUCGCUGAUUCUGAAUCCUCCCUUCUCUCUGACUAAUUCAGACCGGUAUAGACUCCGAAAUUACAUUGAUAUGCUGAAUAAUAGGCAAAGUCAGUCGAGGUCUCAGAGGAUGGCUAUUCUUAAAUGCGAGGAUCAACGUAGCCCACCGUAACGUAACUAUAAUAGGUUAUCUAUUUGGGAGCUAUUGGUGCGCAACCGUUGUUGCCUCGAAAGAGAUUCCAGCCUCUACAUCAGACUUUAAAUUACCACGAGGUAUAUAUAUGCUAAACUCCUAUGGCAUAAUUUGAUUUUGUAUUGUAUAUGGUCAUGGGAAACUGAGUCUUGCAAGGUGUUUUUGAACUUAUUUUCGUUGUGUUCUUAUUUAUGUUUUUGAAAAAAAUUUGAAAAUGGUAAAACCCUUGCCUUGAUACACCAAGAGUUUGCGUUUUCUUUCAGUUGUAUCAGAGCCUCGACUUGGUUUCAAUGACCU